CCUGCGCGCGCAGGCAUACAGGACACCAGGAAGCAAAACAGUAUGGAGCAUAACUGAAGGGGAAAAGUUAUUUUCCCGCUGCGUCAGUUUACAUGUCUGGGCCAGCUGAAUGGGAAGUUUUUGAGUGUGUCGAAUAUUUAACACUACUUGCCGUAUCAGUAUCUUAGCUGUUUUACUGUGCGAGUAUAGAGUGAUUUUACAGUUGCCCUCUCUCUAUCUCUCUCUGAAAUAGUGGCAAUGAUGCCUACAAGGAAUGUAUCUGGAGGUGGAGGAAUGCCGAGCAAUAAAGUGAAAUAUUCGCGAUUGGCAGACAACGACGACGGCUACAUCGAUCUACAGUUUAAGAGAGGACCUCCCAAAGUUCCCUACAAAGCUAUCGCCCUGGCGACCUUCCUCUUCCUCAUUGGGUCCUUAUUAAUCACCAUCGGCGGGCUGCUGCUGUCUGGCUACAUCCAGGUUUCGGACCCCAACAGAACAAUCCCUGUGCUGAUUAUCGGAGUGCUGGUCUUCCUCCCUGGAUUCUACCACCUGCGGAUAGCCUACUAUGCAUCAAAAGGCUACAGGGGGUACUCGUACGACGACAUCCCAGAUUUUGAUGACUGAGCUUGGGGCUACUCUGAGCACCGGAGACACUGGGGGGGGGGGGGGG
Molecule: messenger RNA, 649 nt
Organism: Clupea harengus (Atlantic herring)
Lineage: Eukaryota; Metazoa; Chordata; Actinopteri; Clupeiformes; Clupeidae
Gene: tmem230a
Product: transmembrane protein 230a
Biological process (GO): synaptic vesicle transport
Cellular component (GO): synaptic vesicle; endomembrane system
Source: RefSeq, a predicted model, not a curated record